Molecule: messenger RNA, 495 nt
Organism: Mya arenaria
Lineage: Eukaryota; Metazoa; Mollusca; Bivalvia; Myida; Myidae
Exons: 3
Coding region: 1-495 (164 amino acids)
Source: RefSeq, a predicted model, not a curated record
AUGGCUGUAGAUGUCUUGCACUCGCCGAAUGGGCCGGAGCUCUCGCCGAAUGGGCCGGAGCACUCGCCGAAUGGGCCGGAGCCCUCGCCGAAUGGGCCGGAGCACUCGCCGAAUGGGCCGGAGCUCUCGACGAAUGGGCCGGAGCACUCGCCAAAUGGGCCGGAGCUCUCGUCGAAUGGGCCGGAGCACUCGCCGAAUGGGCCGGAGCUCUCGCCGAAUGGGCCGGAGCCCUCGCCGAAUGGGCCGGAGCACUCGCCAAAUGGGCCGGAGCUCUCGCCGAAUGGGCCGGAACCCUCGCCGAAUGGGCCGGAGCACUCGCCAAAUGGGCCGGAGCUCUCGCCGAAUGGGCCGGAGCCCUCGCCAAAUGGGCCGGAGCACUCGCCAAAUGGGCCGGAGCUCUCGCCGAAUGGGCCGGAGCACUCGCCAAAUGGGCCGGAGCACUCUCCGAAUGGGCCGGAGCACUCGCCGAAUGGAUAUAACACAGUAACGGCUUAA